Arctia plantaginis is the source of this 1206-nucleotide messenger RNA. The record is from the annotation of a GenBank genome assembly. NCBI's taxonomy places the organism in Eukaryota, Metazoa, Arthropoda, Insecta, Lepidoptera, Erebidae.
AUGUUUAAUAUUUCAAAUAUUUAUCGAAAUGUAUCAGUUACUUCAUAUUUAUUACAGCAAGCAAGAUUUAAAAACAAGAUACACUGGGCUAAGUUAAAAAAGAAAACAAGUCCAAAAUAUAAAGCAUUGAAUCAUUUCGAUGAUUUCUAUGGAUCAGUGUUUGGUAACAAAUGGCCAUCUAUGCGAGAGGCAUUAUUGCGACGGCCAAAGUAUGUUGCGGUUGUAAAUAAUUACGGAGAUGCUGAGGAGACUUCAGAAUAUCUCACAAAUAGAGGUGCUCAUUGUCUAAAGAAGCUCAUAUCAAUUCAACAAGAGUUCCACAAGCAAUACACUCCUGAACAUGCCCCAGAAAAUCCAACAAGCAUAGAGCAAGAAUCCCAUAAAAUAAAUGAGUUUAUGGCACAACAACACACUAAUGAAAUUUCCAAUAUAUACCCAAAGGGUGACAAUGUACCUGAAAGAUUGGAAAUGCAUGAUGAAGACCAUAGACAAAAUGAAGUUAUUAAAAAUAAGGAUAAAUUUAACCUCCCCACAAAGACAUUAGACCAAUCAAUGGCAGAGGCGGAAAUAGACACAUCGAGGAUCAUUGACCCCUCAUUAGGAAACACAAAUGAAGCUUUGUACCAAUAUAUACCAGCUACUAAGCUGAAAGGAAUAGAUGACUGGGUGCCAGAGUCUUUGCAUUAUUCCUAUUAUUCUAAGGACAAAGACUUCCCUUUAAGUAUAGAACCAGAAGCAGAAUUAAAUUUCCCGGAACAUUUGAAAGUGUUUACAUAUGAAAUGGACAGUGAAUCAAGAGAUUUUCCUGAACCGAGAAGAUGUCAAACAGGUGUAUAUAACUAUUAUCCAAUGGACUGUGGAAGCGUACUCUCGGUAUUGGCUCUAAACUUAACUCCAGGAGACAGGCUGCUGGACUUGUGUUCGGCUCCAGGAGGGAAGGCACUCGUCGCGCUACAGACGCUACUGCCCGAUGUUGUCGUAUGCAAUGAUAUCUCCAUAUCCAGGUCUAACAGGACCCCAAAAAAAUAUUUCGGCAGUACCAUAUUUGACUUCGAAACGAGUACAAGAGUGGCGGGAACGUGUUUAUACUCAAACGUUCGACGGUCCGGAUAUUUUAUUGAUGACCAAGGAUUUGACAAGACUUCUGUCAGCACAAUGUCUGACACUGGAAACUAUAUGAAAGUAACUUUUGCUUUUGAGAGCUAG